CAUGCGUUUGAUGUUAGACUCCGUUGUCCAUAUUAUUUGAUCGAUAAAGUUCACCAUACAAGCAACAAACAUUUCAUCGGAUUUCAUCGUUGUCUUAACUGCUGUUGCUAUGAACAAAUUGGUGUUGUUUGUUCCGUGGUUUCUUCUGUUUGGUUUUUAAUUGACAAAUCUGGUCUGGUUUGUGUUCAGAAAGUAAAACAAAAAAGAAUUAUGGACGACGAGGAAACUGACGAGAAAAUACCCGAAAAUUCUACAAAAUUUGCGAAUAGUGUGUGCCAUCAGACUGGUUUCAUUUACACCAGCUUCCCAGAGUGUCAAUCCCCAAAUUUCGAAGGAAUAACCGAUUUUCCGGAGAGCUAUCAGCGACUAACAUCCAAAGAACGCUUAUUGCUGCUCUAUGCGGAGAAUUUUCGUCGACAGUACUGGGAAAAGUAUCCCCAACGAAAGCCUCCCAUUUUGGCGAUUCCAAAUGAAUGUGGCGUGCAGAAAUUUGUCUCGACCACUAUCCGAUCGACACCGUUGAUUUUUGCCAACAUGAUUGGUAAUUGGAAAGAAAAUGCGAGUUUUGUUGCUGAUUUUAUCGAAUAUGAAGCACUAGAACCACCAACUGCUAUGCCGAAUCGCCUAAUCUCACCGGAUGUAUUAUUGAAACGACGCAAGGGAAACAGCUUUGAAAUAGCCACCUUAUUAUGCAGUUUACUUAUUGGUACGGGAUUUUCGGCUUUUGUUGUGUCUGGAUAUGCAUCCCGGGAGGUCACACUGAACGAUCAGCGACGUGUAGUAUGCCCGAAUAUACCAAAUGAUGUCGAGCAGAUAGACGACAUAAGCGAUAAUUCUCUGCCAAUGAUUCCGGACGUAAAAAGUAAUUUUUUAAUUGAAAAGGAGCGAAUGGAACGCGAGAAGGAAAUGAGGAAACAGAAACGAAUUGAUGACGAACUAACUGCCAGACGAAAAUCACUGGAAAAAUUAUCACCGGAUAUCAUUUUCGGUAAACGUGUUCACGCAUGGGUGGCCGUCAAAGAAAAGAAAAAGCCAUCACAGCCGGAGCCUCGUAAAAUUGAGGAUUCAGAAUCGAAAAUAGACGAGAACUCGCUUGAACAUCCGAAAGAGGACAUCGCACCGGAUACAACGUCCGUGUUUUUCAUAGAACCCUCAACCGGUUUCCGAUUUGAGGCUAACGAGCCCACGUAUAUUGCCAUUGAAAGUGUUUGGAAUCACAAAAAUUAUUACAUUAAUCGUCAAGAGCCAAUAACCGACAUAUUGAACAUGAGUUGGGAUGUUAGCGAUUCAAACUGCUGGGAACAUUUUCUGCACGAUGAUGAUGUGGGUGACGAUGAAACAGAAGGUAAUGACGACGGGUCAGACGGCAAAUAUUUGGACAUGCCAUUUUCUUGGGUCAAACAGUUACACAUAAGUAAUUCGGAAUUCGAGGAACGAUAUCCUGGUGGUGAGAAAUGCAUCGACUACAUGAGAACGAGGUAUGAACGAUUCGCACCGUUCAAAAAUAAAAAUGGUUUGAUGACAAGGCUGACUACAUUCGAGACACUCAACUAUGAGAAGCCGUUACUUCGAUGGGAAUGGUACGAAAAUCGAUCGGAUCUGUUGUACUCAUCAAAAUAA
Molecule: messenger RNA, 1620 nt
Organism: Bradysia coprophila
Lineage: Eukaryota; Metazoa; Arthropoda; Insecta; Diptera; Sciaridae
Product: coiled-coil domain-containing protein lobo-like
Biological process (GO): flagellated sperm motility
Cellular component (GO): motile cilium
Source: RefSeq, a predicted model, not a curated record